Messenger RNA from Labeo rohita (rohu), 5318 nucleotides. RefSeq names its product dihydropyrimidine dehydrogenase b (gene dpydb). The record is from RefSeq and is a predicted model, not a curated record. Gene Ontology annotation, molecular function: dihydropyrimidine dehydrogenase (NADP+) activity; NADP binding; uracil binding. Gene Ontology annotation, cellular component: cytosol; cytoplasm. NCBI's taxonomy places the organism in Eukaryota, Metazoa, Chordata, Actinopteri, Cypriniformes, Cyprinidae. Gene Ontology annotation, biological process: thymine catabolic process; uracil catabolic process.
GGUGAGAUGUGAUCGGUGACAUAAUGGACCAGUCGCGUGUUUUUAGGCGCGUUCACUAAAGUUCUGAGCGCGUGCUUAGAUCUGCUAGAGUCGAGCGCUCUCGCGUCUCUUUAACGGAGGAUAGAUCGGAUCGUAACACUGCAGAUCGGACAUAAUGGCUACAAUGCUGAGCAAAGAAUUGCCGGAUAUCGAGAGUAUCCUUGCAUUGAACCCAAGGGUGAAGACCCACGCAAAUCUCCGUUCCACCGCCUCUAAGAAGAAUGAGAAGAAGCACUGGAAGAGAAACCCAGAGAGGAGCUGUGAUUCUUGUGUGAAUUUGGACAACAAUUUCGAUGACAUCAAGCACACGACUUUGAGCGAGCGUGGGGCACUUCGGGAAGCGCUGAGAUGCCUGAAAUGUGCAGAUGCUCCCUGCCAGAAAAGCUGCCCCACCAAUUUGGAUAUCAAGUCUUUCAUCACCAGCAUUUCCAACAAGAACUACUACGGUGCUGCCAAGGCAAUCCUGUCCGAUAACCCUCUGGGUUUGACCUGUGGCAUGGUUUGUCCCACCUCUGAUCUUUGUGUGGGGGGCUGCAACCUCUAUGCCUCUGAGGAAGGCCCCAUCAAUAUUGGUGGGCUGCAGCAGUUUGCUACUGAGGUGUUCUGUAAGAUGGGCAUCCCUCAGAUCAGGAAUCCAGAGCUUCCACCAGCACAUGAAAUGCCGGAGAGCUUCCACACAAGGAUCGCUCUCAUUGGUUGCGGCCCUGCCAGCAUCAGCUGCGCCUCCUUCCUCGCUCGGCUAGGCUAUGAUAACAUCACCAUCUUUGAGAAACAGAAAUACAUCGGUGGCCUCAGCACCGCUGAAAUUCCCCAGUUCCGUUUGCCCUACGAGGUGGUGCAGUUUGAGAUUGAUCUGAUGAAGGAUCUAGGCGUAAAGGUUGUUCUUGAGAAGGGACUUGGACAGAAUGGGAUGACUCUAACCUCGCUGAAAGAAGAGGGCUUUCAAGUGGUCUUUGUUGGCAUUGGUCUUCCACAAGCAAACAAGGACAAGAUCUUUGAGGGCUUGACCACAGAACAGGGCUUCUACACAUCAAAGGAUUUCCUUCCCUUGGUUGCAAAGGCCAGUAAAAUAGGCAUGUGUAAUUGCCAUUCGCAGCUGCCAAAGCUGCAUGGGAAUGUGAUAGUCCUAGGCGCAGGAGACACAGCGUUUGACUGCGCCACCUCUGCUCUCCGCUGUGGAGCUCGACGAGUCUUUGUGGUCUUUAGAAAGGGCUUCACCAACAUUCGUGCUGUUCCAGAAGAGAUGGAGGUGGCCAAAGAGGAAAAGUGUGAGUUCCUGCCCUUCCUGUUCCCUCAUGAGGUAAUCAUGAAAGAUGGACGUGUCGUAGGCCUGCGUUUUUGCCGGACAGAGCAACAGGAUGAUGGUACCUGGGUUGUUGAUGAGGAGCAAAUUGUCCACCUGAAAGCAGACGUCAUUAUCAGUGCCUUUGGCUCCAUGUUGAACGAUCCAGAAGUGAAGAAGGCCCUGGAACCAGUAAAGCUGAACGGAUGGGGGACACCUGAGGUGAACAGCGAAACCAUGCAGACCAGUGAACCCUGGGUGUUUGCCGGCGGAGACAUCGCCGGCUUGGCCAACACCACCGUGGAGUCUGUCAACGAUGGCAAACAAGCUUCCUGGCACAUCCACAAGUACAUCCAGUCCCUUCAUGGUAACACAGUAGGCAGCACUCCCAAACUGCCCUUGUUCCACUGUGGCAUCGAUACAGUGGAUAUUAGUGUGGAGAUGUGCGGGAUAAAGUUUCCUAACCCGUUUGGGCUGGCCAGCGCUCCCCCCACAACCAGCGCAGCCAUGAUCCGCAGAGCCUUCGAGCAGGGCUGGGGCUUUGCCCUCACCAAGACCUUUGGCCUGGACAAGGAUUUGGUGACCAAUGUGUCACCGCGAAUCGUGCGUGGGACUACCUCAGGUCACAUUUUCGGCCCUGGCCAGGGCUCGUUCCUCAACAUCGAGCUCAUUAGUGAAAAAACAGCCGCCUACUGGUGCAAGAGCGUGGCCGAACUUAAAGCAGACUUCCCCAAAAAUAUUAUCAUUGCCAGUAUUAUGUGCGGUUACAACCAAGCUGACUGGACUGAGCUGGCAAAGAUGGCUGAGGACUCUAAAGCUGAUGCUCUGGAGCUGAACCUGUCCUGUCCUCAUGGCAUGGGAGAGAGAGGUAUGGGACUGGCCUGUGGACAGGACCCCGAGCUGGUGAGGAACAUCUGUCGCUGGGUCAGAAAGGCCACCAACAUCCCCUUCUUUGCCAAGCUCACACCCAACGUCACCAACAUCGUUGACAUCGCAAGUGCCGCAUAUGAAGGCGGGGCAGAUGGAGUCACAGCCACCAACACUGUAUCCGGACUGAUGGCUCUCAAAGCUGACGCCACACCCUGGCCUGGGAUUGGCAGAGGCGCGAGAACUACAUACGGCGGCGUUUCUGGUAAUGCAAUCCGGCCCAUAGCUCUGCGUGCGGUGUCAGCUAUAGCCAAAGCACUUCCAGGCUUCCCGAUCUUGGCUACCGGUGGUAUUGACUCGGCCGAGUCAGGAUUACAGUUCCUCCAUGCUGGAGCAUCUGUCCUGCAGGUGUGCAGCGCUGUGCAGAACCAGGACUUCACAGUGAUUGAGGACUACUGUUUAGGCCUGAAGGCGCUGCUGUAUCUGAAAAGCAUAGAGGAGCUGCACGAUUGGGACGGCCAGUCUCCUCCCACCAUACGGCACCAGAAGGGCAAACCCGUCCCCCGCGUGGAGGAGCUCGUCGGAAAGACUCUGCCUAGCUUUGGACCAUACUUAAAGACGAAGACUGAGGUCCUGGCGAAGUACAAGAAGAGCCUUAAAGAAGCUAGCGGCAAUGUGAUCACAGACACCGGUGGUUCUACAGUUGCUGAAAAAAACAUCCCCAAAAAACCCAUCCCUAAUGUGAAAGAUGUGAUUGCCAGAGCGCUGAAGCAUAUUGGCGCCUACCAGGAGCUGGACAACACGGAACAAGUGCAGGCCCUCGUCGAUCCAGAGAUGUGUAUCAACUGUGGCAAAUGCUACAUGACCUGCAACGACUCGGGCUACCAGGCUAUUAAGUUUGACCCUGAGACCCAUCUUCCUGUAAUCACGGACAGCUGCACCGGCUGCACUCUCUGCCUGAGCGUGUGCCCCAUCAUCGACUGCAUCAAAAUGGUUACCAGGACAACGCCGUACGUGCCCAAGAGGGGCCUGCCUGUUAAUCCCGUUUGCUAAAGCACACUGUCGCUCCACCUGACCGGAGAGAAAGAAAACCAAGGAGCGACGUCUCAUUCAAAGCAUCGAUUCCACUUAUAAUUGCUGUGUGAAAAAUUACCUUUAUUAUGAAAACGAAUAAUUAGCCAGCAAAAAUAAUUGCCUUAUAUUCCCAAGCCAGUUAUGCUAGAAUAAUUGUGCUGGCACAAAAGAGUUGCAUUAUUUCAAAACAACAUUAUUUUUUGUCCUUUUCCGUUUCAGAAGUGAAAGGGACGAUUGAUUGAGAAAGAAGGAGAAGUGCUAUUGUUUACUCUGAUAUAAAUGAAUAACAAUAAAUAAAGCAAGAAUAUUAAUAAUUGACAGUAUCGAAGACUGCAUUACUUUGAAACUCUGGAAAAUGAAUUAUGUGAAUGGUAAAUGUGAUUAAUAAUAGGGAAGAACAUAAGCAUAAUUAUUUCACAAGCAGAUUUGCUUUUUAAUGUUUGUCAGUAAUUAAAUCACAAGACAUAUUUAGUAAUAAAUAGAUUUCUAAUGAUAAGCAAAUUAGUUCCAAAAAAUAUGCUUUUUAAAAAGUACGAGCCAUAAUUAUCACUAGACUGAUCUGCAGAUUGUUUAGGCUUCUUGAAGAGCAGCUUUAGGUUCAGACGCAGACACGAAACAAAUCGUUCUAAUGAUGUUUAGACCGGUUCCUUUAAUGUACCAAUUGAUUUGUUUCGCAAAACAAAGCUGAUACAAACCCGAGUCUGAGAGGUUUAUGCCAAGUCUCUGUUGUGUUAAUAUGAUCUUCCUAUAAUUGUUACAUCUGCGUACAAACAUCCGAUUGGGAGCGGUGGACAAGACAGUAGACGGGGUUAAUUAAAAUGCUAUCGUUUUCAUCUCGGAGAUGCAGACCGCUCGUUCUCUGAGAGGCUCCGUGUUUGAAAUGCAGGAAAACGCCGCUUUUGAAAAGCAGCAGCCAGACAUGUCAGAGUUAUUUCAUCAUUUAUUAUAACCGCACAAUAACAAGGGAUUAGAAAGAAAACCGGGCCGCCAUAAAUCUAAAGUUUGCACUGGAGCUCCAUUAAUUUGGCCGUGACUUAACUUGCUUUGUAAAAAUGUUUGCCUUUGAAAAAUUAGCAACCACGCCAAGCGCGAUGAGAAGGUUCAGCAAAUUUACUGAAGUCCCUUAAGCACGCUCAUUAUUAGCUGCCAGAACUGCAUUUCAGCAGCAGCACAGUUUUCAAAGAUUGUAAAGUUUUUAACUAUUUGCACUAUUCUUUUUUUAAUAUAAUUAUUAUAUCAGGACAAAAUGAGUAUCUGGGUAUAUAGGCCAUUCUACAGAAUUGGUUCAUUGGAUCAAAGAAAAAAAUCUUUUCCCACAAAUUUUGUAUGUAUGCAAAUUCUAGGGUAUGCAUUUCUAUGUCCAGCUGAUUCUCAUACUGGAUUUUCAGGAAGCUUUGGAAUAUUUGUCCUCUACCCAAACUUGUCAUUACCAAAACGCAGUUAUAUCAUUUCAUAAGAAGGGUUAUAUUGGCCUAUUAAGAUUUUGUUACAUCUUCCUUGUAAAUUAUAUAGUUUUCUAUUUUAUUAAAAAGUUUUCAGAGGUGCAUUAAUAACAGUUGCAAUUUUAACAACAUCUCAAGUGAUUCAUGAGAUUUGUUGUAUUUUGAAUCCAACUUUUCUUUGUAAAAGGCAAAAUGUUGGUCAUACUGAUUUCAAACUUAAGGAUUAAUUAGUUUGAACAUACAUUGAACCAAACACUAUCAUGAUAUCUUAGUUGAUAAUUUAAUACAAUGUAUUUUUGACAAAACAUCCCAUGUUUCGGCCCUGACAGUAAUGUUUUGGUAGCGACCACAUCAUAUUCACAUACUAAAACACUACUAAAACAUGCUACAAUACUGAAAAUUUGCAUAACAGUACUAAAAAUUUGUUUCUUUCUUCACCAAAUGUUUUGUGACUGUUUCGGUUGGAGGUCAACCGAUACUGGAUUUUAUCUAUACCGAUAACUGGGUUGGACCCCACUGGCCGAUACCGAUUAAUUGACCGAUAGUUUUUAAAAUGGAUACUAAACGAAAAAUAAAUAGUGCUCUACUAUAUACUUAAAAAAAAAAAAAAAGUA